Molecule: messenger RNA, 3274 nt
Organism: Austrofundulus limnaeus
Lineage: Eukaryota; Metazoa; Chordata; Actinopteri; Cyprinodontiformes; Rivulidae
Gene: gaa
Product: alpha glucosidase
Biological process (GO): lysosome organization; glycogen catabolic process
Cellular component (GO): lysosomal membrane
Molecular function (GO): alpha-1,4-glucosidase activity; carbohydrate binding
Source: RefSeq, a predicted model, not a curated record
CAGAGGUUAGCUAUGACAUCGAUUUAUUCCGUCAUGUGGUUUAAUAAUGGUGUUUGUUUUAUUUUAUAGUUUUAUUUUAUUGUCUUGCUUUAACGGUCGUAAUUGUAUUUCAUUAACAACGAAAGUACAGCAAAGUAGUAGUUUACCGCUAGCUUCAGUGCCAGCUUUAGCAUGUCUCUUUUAUCUGGUUUACCUGUCAGUGUGCUCCUACUCGUCGUGCCUUUGUUAGUUUGUUUGUACAGCUGCUUUUUCUGUGAAGGCGGACUGGUUAGUUCGGUUUGUGACAAGUAUAAUAAAACUGUAUUAUACAAACGACCUGUAAUACUACAAAACCUUUCAAUGAGAGAUGGAGACUCGGAAAACGAAAGAGCUGGUAUUUCCAGACGACCUGAAUGCACCACAUUGGCCCCGGAGAGUCGGUUUGACUGUGGCAGGGACAGGACCCUGAGUCAGAGGGAGUGUGAAGGGAGGGGGUGCUGCUACGCUCCUCUGCAGGAUUAUACAGGACCCCCCUGGUGUUUCUACCCCUCCAUGUACCCUGGCUAUAAGAUGGGCCCCCUCACUCCCACCAAACGGGGACAGACUGCCACUCUGACCCGUACCAGUCCUUCUUAUCUCCCCAAAGACAUCUCCAUUCUGAACCUUGGGGUCACAGAGGAGACAGCAGACUGCUUACACGUCACUAUUAAAGACCCAACUUCUCAGCGGUAUGAGGUUCCUCUUCCAGAUGAUGGCAUUCAUCAGACAAGAGCUGAUACCCAGGAUGUUCUCUUUACCACUGAAUAUCAGCCUGAUCCGUUUGGGUUCAUUGUGAGGCGUAAAUCCAACGGAAGAGUCAUUAUGAACACCACAGUUGCUCCUCUUCUGUUUGCGGACCAGUACCUGCAGCUGUCCACAUCCCUGGCCUCCUCCUUUGUGUCCGGCCUCGGCCAGCAUUACACCUCUCUCCUCCUGGACCUGAACUGGACCUCUCUGACUCUCUGGAACAGAGACAUUGCACCGCAUGCUGAUGCAAACCUUUACGGCUCCCAUCCAUUUUAUAUAGUGCAGGAAGAUGACGGCUCAGCACACGGAGUUUUCCUUCUGAACAGCAAUGCAAUCGAAGUAAUGUUGCAGCCGACUCCGGCCCUGACCUGGAUGUCCACCGGGGGAAUCCUGGAUCUCUACAUUUUCCUGGGUCCAGACCCUCAAAGUGUGAUAACACAAUACCUCCAGGUCAUCGGGCAUCCCAUGAUGCCUCCUUAUUGGUCACUGGGUUUUCAUCUUUGCCGCUGGGGUUAUACGACCACUAACGUAACCCGAAUGGUUGCACAGCACAUGCACAGUGCCAACUUUCCCAUGGAUGUUCAGUGGAACGACCUUGAUUAUGCAGAUAAGCGAAGAGUGUUCACCUUUGACCCCAGCAGGUUUGGAGACUUGCCACAGAUGGUGCAGGAGUUUCAUACAGGAGGCAUGAAGUACAUCCUGAUUCUGGACCCCUGCAUCAGCAGCACCAGCCCCUCUGGUACCUACCCUCCUUUUGACGAUGGUCAGAAACGAGACGUCUUCAUUAAAAACGCCACAGGAGACAUUCUGAUCGGGAAGGUUUGGCCCGGUCCAACAGCGUUUCCUGACUUCACUAACCCAGAAACCAGGCAGUGGUGGGAGGACUGCAUCAGAGACUUUUAUUCUGAAGUUCCCGUGGAUGGCCUGUGGAUUGAUAUGAACGAACCAUCGAGUUUUAUUCAGGGCUCCARGGAGGGCUGUCCUGACAGUGAGCUUGAGAGACCACCAUACACACCCAGAGUGGUUGGAGGUCAGCUGAACUCAGGAACGAUUUGUAUGUCGGCCCUGCAGAAGCUGUCCACUCAUUAUAAUCUGCACAAUCUGUACGGACUGACUGAAGCCUCCGCUACACACAGUGCUCUCAGGAGGAUCCGUGGGACGAGACCUUUUGUUUUGUCUCGCUCCUCCUUUCCCGGCAUCGGCCGUUUCUCUGCAGUGUGGACCGGAGACGUGCGGAGUGACUGGGAGCAGCUUCGAUUCUCCAUCCCUGCGGUGCUUCAGUUCAGUUUGUUUGGCGUUCCUCUGGCGGGAGCAGACAUCUGUGGCUUCGGAGGCGACACAACCGAGGAGCUGUGUGUUCGAUGGAUGCAGCUCGGAGCUUUUUACCCCUUCUCGAGAAACCACAAUGACAAGCCCAACGCUCCUCAGGAGCCGUAUGUGUUCGGGCAGAAGGCCCAGGCGGCCAUGCGGAGUGCGUUAAACCUGCGCUACUCUCUUCUCCCUUUCCUCUACACACUSUUCCAUCAUGCACACACUUCUGCUGACACCGUCGCCAGGCCUCUGUUUGUAGAAUUUCCCAGUGACCCUAGCUGUCGGUCCAUAGACCAACAGUUCCUGUGGGGGAGUUCCCUUCUCAUCAGUCCUGUUUUAGAGGAAGGGGCAGUGGAGGUGYAAGCGUACCUGCCAGCCGGUGUUUGGUACAGCCUGAAUGAUGGUCGACCUUUCUACAGUCAAGGUCAGUCCUUCCUCCUGCCUGCACCUCUGGAAAUCAUCAAUGUCCAUGUGAGGGAGGGACACAUUAUCCCCCAGCAGGAGACGGCUUUGACAACCGCAGCCUCACGCAGAAAGCCUUUCUUCCUGACGGUGGCGCUGACAGCAGGCGGCCGGGCCUGGGGAGACCUGUUCUGGGACGACGGAGACAGCCUGAACACUUUUGAAACUCAGAGCUAUUGUUACGUUGUGUUCACUGCUGAGCAGUCGCAGGUUGUUAGUGAUCCUCUAAAGCUGAGUGCAGACUUGGACAGUCUGGUGCUCAGGGGGCUUCAGGUGUUUGGGGUGCCUCUACCACCGCUGWAUGUUUUGGCAAAUGAGAAGAAAGUCAGUGAUUUUUCAUACCAAGCUGACACUAAGGUUCUGACAGUGAGGGGCCUGGCUUUACCCAUGUCAGAGGUGUUUACAGUCCAGUGGGCUUUCUGAUGCACUAAAACUGAUCAUUUAUCAGCCUUCCAAUGUGUUUUGCCUUCUGCACUGCUGCUGAAAACAUCAACUGUUUUUCUACAACACAUCAAGAUUUGUCUCUCAGUUAAAGAGUUUAUUAUCCACCUUACUCGUGUUCUUUCAAAGUGACAUGCUCUGACACCAGCUAGUUUAUAAAAUGUGAUGAUAAAAAACACGAGUCUUUAAUGUAUCACUAAAAAGAACAAUUUGAUGAUGACUAUAUGUAAUUUUGUAAUCUUUUUGCUGUUUUAUUUUAGUAAAAUUUACAGAAAAUGUAUAUAUAUAUUUUUUU